AUCUCUGCCGCCUCCAGCACCGUGCAACCUCUAUCCCCGUCACCGGCGAAGCCUCGUCUCAGCUGAGUAAUAGUGAGGAGGAAUCCGCCUUGGGCUACUCAGCUUCAGAUAAAUUGGCAAAUUCUCUGGCAGAGUUCAACAAUAAAUCUCUCCGACAUAAAGAAAAUUAAGCACGAAAAUCCAACAUUCCAGUUGGGAGCACUACAAUUCUCUUACCUGAAAAUAACUCCCGAGGAUUCCUGAGUAGCAUACCCAGGCAAGCUUAUAAAUUCUUUUGGAGUUGGUGUAAAUAAUGGGAAAGAAAGCAAAAGGCUCAAGGAAGGGUAAGAAAGCAUGGAGGGCUAACAUUAGCACGGAAGACAUUGAAGACUUCGUUGAGAAAUCGACUAAGGAUGCUCUCUCUGGUGGCCCUAUGGAUUCCGUUCCCAGCGAAUCCCUCUUUUUUGUCGACAAGUCUAAAGAUCUUUCUGUGAAGAAGAAGAUUGAAAAACAUAGGGAAAAAGUACUCCAUUGUGACAGCUUGCUACAGAAGAAUCCAUUUUUAAACCCAGUGCCAUCUUCAACUUUGAAGAAGUCUACUAAAAAGCACAAAGAAGUCCAUAAUGCAAAAGAGGCCACUCAAGAUGACCUUAAGGUUGAUUCUGGCUCUGCUUCUGGCAUGUUUGAUCUUUGGGGAGAUAUAGAUGAGGACAGUGGCAAGGUCAAAAAGGCGUCAAAGCCUUCUCUUAUUCCAGCAGUAGAAGUUGAUCCUCCUGGGUGCUCAUUCAACCCUUCAUUUGAAAGUCACCAGGACACAUUAGCUUGUGCUGUUGCACAAGAAAUGCAGAAAAUCUACAAAGAUGAAUUGGGACCUGAACCUGUACCAUUAACUGUCACUGGAGAAGCUAUUGCUGAGGAAGAUAGGUAUUUUCUUGACGUGGAUGAUGGGAGUGAUGAUGAGGAAGAGAAUCUUGAAAAUGAGGACACUGAAUUGGAGAAGAGGCCUACUAAAACAAAAAGAGUGACUCGAGUUGAGUUGAACAAGAGAACAAGGCGCAAAGAGCAAUUAAGAAAAGAAGUGGAAGCAAAGAAAUUAGAGCAGUUGUCAAAAGAAAUUGAUGGCGUACAAAAUAUCGUUCAAGAGAUUGAGAAAGAAGAUGAAGAGAAGCACAAAAAACGUCUCAGGCGACUUGUUGCUAAACAAGAGAGGCUGAAGUCACGUCCACCUCGUUUAGGAAAAUACAAAUUUGAGCCUGAGCCUGUUCAAGUUCUACUCUCUGAAGAGAUAACAGGGUCCAUCCGGAAGAUCAAGGCUUGUUCCACCCUGGUAAAGGAUCGAUAUAAAAGCCUGCAGAAGAGAGGAUUGAUUGUUCCAACUGGCCGAAGAAGGAAGUUAGGCAGGAAGUAGACAUCGCCUUAUAUUUCAGGGGAAGAGGAAAAUGCAACAGAUGCAUGAAAGAUGAAGAUGAUCUAUCAGAUGCCAAUUUUGUUUGUCUUUUUAUUUGCUUUAUACCCUUUUGUUUUCUCUAGUUUAUUCUCCUUAUGAAAUCAAGACUGCUUUGCGUGUUUGGAUAACUAAGAUUCAAAAUAUAGUUUAACUAAUGUGUUUUAUUCCGAUUUCAUAGUCAAAGUUACAACAGAAUAUUUGGUGUAACGCCGCAAAACUUCUACAAGAUUAUUUUAUAUUAAUGAGCUUA
Messenger RNA from Neltuma alba, 1676 nucleotides. RefSeq names its product ribosome biogenesis protein NOP53. Lineage: Eukaryota; Viridiplantae; Streptophyta; Magnoliopsida; Fabales; Fabaceae. The record is from RefSeq and is a predicted model, not a curated record. Gene Ontology annotation, biological process: ribosomal large subunit assembly; rRNA processing. Gene Ontology annotation, molecular function: 5S rRNA binding. The coding region runs from base 293 to 1387 and encodes 364 amino acids. The transcript is spliced from 13 exons. Gene Ontology annotation, cellular component: nucleolus.